CUUAUUUUGAGGAGACACACGAGGACCAAACAAACGGUUUCCACUGAAAGAGAUCAGGAAACUGCAACUUGAGGCUGCUGCAGCUCAACACACCGAAUCUUCAGUCAGAGAGAAAAUGGCUUCCAGAUUAGAGGAGAAUCUCUCUUGUCCUGUCUGCCAGGAGAUCUUUAAGGAUCCUGUUGUCCUGUCCUGCAGCCACAGCUUCUGUAAAGACUGUCUGCAGACAUGGUGGAAGGGGAAACAGACAAAAGAGUGUCCAUGUUGUAAGAGAAAAUCAUCAAUGAUUGAGCCACCUGUUAGUUUGAUGAUAAAGAACCUGUGUGAGGCUUUCUUACAAGAGAGAGAUCAGAGACCUGCAGGGCCUGUCUGCAGUCUGCACUCUGAGAAACUGAAACUCUUCUGUCUGGACCAUCAGCAGACAGUUUGUGUCGUCUGCCUGCAUUCAAAAGCACACAACAACCACAGAAUCAGACCCAUCGAUGAAGCUGCACAGGAUCACAGAGAGGAGUUCCAGAAAUAUCUGAAGCCCUUACAGGAGAAACUGAAGCUCUUUGAACAAGUUAAAGGAAACUGUGAGCAAACAGCAGACUACAUUAAGGUCCAGGCCAAACACAUAGAGAGUCAGAUUAAGGAGCAGUUUAAGGAGCUUCACCAGUUUCUACAAGAGGAAGAGGAGGCCAGGAUCUCUGCUCUGAGGGAGGAAGAGGAGCAGAAGAGUCAGGUGAUGAAGGAGAAGAUUGAUGCUCUGAGCAGAGAGAUAGCAGCUCUUUCAGACACAAUCAGAGCCACAGAGGAGGAGCUGAGACCUGAAGACGUCUCAUUCCUGCAGAACUACAAGGCUGCAGUGGAAAGAGUCCAGCAGCGCCCCCUGCUGGAGGAUCCACAGCUGCUCUCAGGAGCUCUGAUAGAUGUGGCCAAACACCUGGGCAACCUGGCCUACAACAUCUGGGACAAGAUGAAGGAGAUGGUCUCCUACACUCCUGUGAUUCUGGAUCCAAACACUGCUCAUCCAGAACUCCUCCUGUCUGAAGAUCUGACCAGUCUGAGACGUGAAGAGGAACAGGAGCUUCCUGACAAUCCAGAGAGGUUCGAUUGCUUUCCCGCUGUUCUGGGCUCUGAGGGCUUUGACUCUGGGACUCACAGCUGGUACGUCGAGGUUGGAGACAGCACAUACUGGUAUCUGGGUGUAGCAGCAGAGUCUGUCAAGAGGAAAGAAAAACAUUCAUCUUGUUUAUGGAGAAUUGGGUUCUUCAAGGGUAAAUAUAGAGCCUUCUCCUCAUCAGACCCCUCCACUGUUCUCCCAGUGAAGAAGCUCCAGAGGAUCAGAGUUCGUCUGGACUGGGAAACAGGAAAACUGUCAUUCUCUGACCCUGAUACUGAAACACACAUACACACCUUCACACACAGAUUCACUGAGAAGAUGUUUCCAUACUUUGACACUGGAGAUAAACACCAGCUUAAACCACUGAAAAUAUCACCAGUAGGUGUCGAUGGAGUUAUUUUUGGUUGAAGUUAGAGAUAAAGCAAACAACAAGAUGAUUCCUUCAACCUAAUCCAUGUUUAAAACCACUUAUUUCUGUCCUAAACCUGUUUGUAUUGAUUUCUGUUGUCUGUUAGAUCAAAUAAAAUAAGAUGAAAGUUAACUGGUGACUUGUUAGGAACAAGAAUACACAUUAAAGGAAAAUAAAAUAGUUUAAGCAAAUUAUAUUUGACUGUCAAAUUAAAGUAUAAUAUCUGUACUGUAAUCUUGUUUGUUGUUCAAUCUGUUGAAGUGAGUUCAAAAUAAAUUUUUG
Molecule: messenger RNA, 1793 nt
Organism: Centropristis striata (black sea bass)
Lineage: Eukaryota; Metazoa; Chordata; Actinopteri; Perciformes; Serranidae
Product: nuclear factor 7, ovary-like
Exons: 2
Coding region: 116-1510 (464 amino acids)
Molecular function (GO): protein binding; zinc ion binding
Source: RefSeq, a predicted model, not a curated record